Messenger RNA from Chelmon rostratus (copperband butterflyfish), 9869 nucleotides. It is a transcript of the gene plxnb1b, whose product is annotated as plexin b1b. NCBI's taxonomy places the organism in Eukaryota, Metazoa, Chordata, Actinopteri, Chaetodontiformes, Chaetodontidae. Gene Ontology annotation, cellular component: semaphorin receptor complex. The transcript is spliced from 39 exons. The record is from RefSeq and is a predicted model, not a curated record. Bases 481 to 7278 code for a protein of 2265 amino acids. Gene Ontology annotation, biological process: semaphorin-plexin signaling pathway involved in axon guidance; regulation of GTPase activity; axon extension. Gene Ontology annotation, molecular function: semaphorin receptor activity; protein binding.
GAGUGAAGCCCAGCAGAGCACAGAAACAACACCGAGCAGUACUUUUACUGCGUGGAGUCACUGUACUGACUGAUUCUGUGUAACUGAGGCGUUUGGUGUGUAAACUGGUGAAAGUUGGAUGCCUGAGAGGGAAUUAGCAAGUCUGGACUGAACGACAGUGGAAUUUGUGUUCUGGUAACCUGGAGAAGCAGCGUUAUCGGUGUGUGCGUGGACGAGCACCGGUCGACAGGCUGGAUCCGCUGAAUGAAGCUAGAGGAAAGUUGUUCUGAGGCGUUUGGAGCAGUGACUGAAGAGUUGCGUUCAGGGCCAGGUUUUGACAAAUCCUCAUGGGAGCCGUGGAAGGAUUGCAAAUGGGCGGAAAAGCACACUGAACUUCCACAGGUUGUGUCCAGGACGAUGUGUUUUUAAACCCGUGCUGCUGGGAGGUCAAGAGGUGACAUGCCUCUGUGAAACACCACUGGAAACAAAUGCUCUGCUGCCAUGCCUCCGGGGAUGGUGCGUCAUCUUUCAGCAUUGGCAGUCCGAACACUGCUGUCUGUCCUGCUGCUAGCCAUUGGCUGGCCCUUCACCUCAUUACGUAGUGGUGUUGUUCAAGGAUUGCACUCCUCUUCGAGUCUUUAUCCCACCUUUGUCCGGAAUGACACUCUGUUUGAGCACUUGGCCCUGCAUCCUGACCCCAGUGUCAGCCGUGUCUAUGUUGGGGCCCGAGAUCACCUGUUCCAGUUGGAUCGAUUCCUCCAACCUGAACUCCAGGAUGACACUGGACCUGUCACAGACAGCCGGGAGUGCUUACCUCCUGUAACUGAGAGCAACUGCCCUCAGGCUAGGGUCACCAGCAACCACAACAAGCUCCUGCUGGUUGACCCGUAUUCCAUGGAGCUUAUUACCUGCGGGAGUGUCAACCAAGGAAUUUGCCAGAAACGUAGCCUGGAUUCUGUGGAUGUGGUACUUUUUUCUACAGAGAGGCCGGUAGAUACUCAAUACGUAGCAGCUAACCACCCCAACGUUAGCACCGUGGGACUUGUGGUUCGCUCGCAUCCGGACAGACAGCCAGUACUGUUUGUGGGGCGGGGUUACACCAGCAGCCACCCACCUAUUUCCACAAGAAACCUCGCCCAGGAACCCGUCUUUUCUUACGAGGAGACUGCCAAGUUGGCUGUGGCUGGCCGUCUCUCAGAAUAUGACCAUCAUUUUGUAGCGUCGUUCGCCCACCGUCAGCAUGUAUACUUCCUCUUCUAUAGGCGGGACCUAAAGUCACAGUCACGUGAGUACCGCACCUAUGUGUCUCGUGUUUGUUUGGAUGACCAGGCCUAUUACUCCUACGUGGAAGUACCCUUGACAUGCCAGUCCAGGGCAGGAAAAACUUACAACCUCCUGCAAGCUGUCCAGCUUGGCCUCAACAAGGACGGUGUAGUGAGUCCAGCCUCAGAAACUCUUCUUGGUGUCUUCUCCACUCGUUUGGCUUCCUCAACUCAGCCCAGUGAGGACUCAGCCCUCUGCAUGUUUAGUCUGGAAGAUGUGGACCGCAGGAUUAACUCCACCAGAGAUCUGUGCUACACUCAGAUGGGUAAAGAAGCAGGAGCGGAAGCAGCCUACAUUGAGUAUGAAGUCAAAUCCAACUGUGCCAACCUGCCGGAGAACACGCUGGACGCCUAUCCCUGCGGCUCUGACCACACCCCCAGCCCAAUGGCCAGCAGGAUGGCCGUCGAAGCAGAGACGAUACUGGACAGCCCGUCUGCCCGUCUCACUGCGGUAGCUGUCAGUGUGAGGGCGGGACAUACCAUCGCCUUCCUAGGAGACUCCAAGGGGAAUCUGCAUAAGGUGUUCCUGGGGCCCAAUGGAGAGGUGGAGGAGUACUCGGUCAUCUCCAUUCAGCAGAACACAGCUAUCAGCUCAGACCUCAUCCUGGACCAGAAAGAGGAGCACCUCUUCAUCAUGACUCAUAACAUGCUGCAGAAGAGGCCGGUGGCUGAAUGCCAGCAGCACCCAGACUGCCACUCCUGUCUGCUGGCCCACGACCCCUACUGUGGCUGGUGUGUCCUGGAGGGAAGGUGUGUGUUGCAGUCAGAGUGCUCUCGUGGGAAGCAGCCAGGUCAGUGGCUGUGGAGCUUUGAUAUGGAGCAGCAGUGUCUUGCCGUCCAGGACCUCAACCCCUCCAACGUCAGCAGGGAGGAGACCAGGACGGUGUCUCUGUCAGUGCCAGGACUUCCAUUGUUAGAGAAAGAUGAAUCCUACUCCUGCUACUUCCAGGACAGUCACAGUCCUGCCGUUGUCACUGAGAGUGGGGUCACCUGCCAUUCUCCUGACACCAGCCGGGUCCCCACGGUGCCUCCAGGACAGGACUUCGUCACAGUCACCUUGUCUCUUCGCUUUGGCGACGUCACCGUCACAGCGAGGGACUUCACCUUCUACGACUGUACGGCUGUUAAGCAGCUGUCUGGGAGCAUGCCCUGCCGCGGUUGUGUUUUAAGCCGGUGGGGUUGCAACUGGUGUGUUCACCAGCACCUGUGUACCCACAAGCCCACCUGUGAGGAGGGGGUGAUCAUCUACAACCAACAUUUUAAACUCCCCACCUCAGCUCCUCCCACAACCAAACCUAUUAAAGUCAUUACGACACCCACUACCACAACGGCUGCCCUGACAACCACCACCAUGACAACCACCACAACUACGCCAUCAACAACAACAACAACUAUCGCUACAACAACAACCACAACCCCUGUCACUGUAGCAACCACUCAGGAGCCAACCACUACUCCUCCACCCACAACCACCAGCAGCCCUGAGCCAACAACCCCACCCACCACCCUGCUCCCUCAACCUGCUAGUUCCCUGCCAUCCACCACACCAGCACCCACUACACCUCCACCCCCAGAGGCCACCACCAGAAAGGGAGAAGAGAGUGAAGCGGGAGAGCCUGUUGUUAUCACCCAAAGUGACACCAAAGGUGCCGCAGCUACACCCAGUGUCGACACGGGAGCCGGGGAUUUGGAGCCCGUCACCAUGGCUGAUGGUCUAAGUGGAGAUCCGGACCCUGUGAUGCCUUUGCUCAUCCCGCCCCAUGAACCGGACUCCUCCCCCCUGGAGGUGAUGACGGAGCUGCCCCCCAGCGACACCCAGGAAGCUGAAGGAGCUUUAAGCCUGGCAGAGCCUCCCACCCUGGCCUCAUCUGGCUUCCCGCUGCCUACGCCCUUCCCUAUGGGUGAACCAGAUGACUCUGAGCACUCCCUCUACCUGGACCUGACCCAGACUCCCACUGCAGUGCCCGCACAAGACUCCCAGACCGAGGCAGGAAGCCCAGGCACCGACCCUGAGGUUCUCCUCUGGCCAAAAGAACAAAUAGACGUCCACAUUGAGAGUGCCGUCCAGCCAGAGAACGACACGGCCACAUUUUCAGCUGCCACUGUGUUGUCAGGUGAUGGUGAGGUCGACCACGCCCCCCCAUCCUACCCCCACCUGCUGGAUACUGACUCAGAGCUGGACUACCAGUAUGAUCCAGCCGACGCCUUCCUCCCGGGGGACGAGGGCUCCUUUGUCAGCUGGGGCUCCUCAGCUUGUCCCUGUGUGGAGAAGGUCCAGGGUUCAUCGCUGCUCCCUGUCAGAGUGGACAGGAAGAUCACUUUAAUGGCCCACAACCUGCACCUCUAUCAGGACACCGAGCUGGACUAUGAGUGUGUGUUGGUCAUCGAAGGACAGACGGUGGUGGUGGACGCCUACGUGGAGACCGAUGACAUGAAUCCAUCAAACUUUGACAUCACCUGUCAGCUACACCAGUACACAUAUUCUGCUCCAGUGGAGGAAUACAAUGCCAUGGUAUAUGUGAAGAGGAGGGACACCUUCCAUGUGGACAGCUCUCCUGAUCUGUAUGUGACUCUGUACAACUGCUCUGUGGGCCGCUCUGACUGCAGCCGCUGCCAUACAGCUGACCACAAAUAUGGCUGCGUGUGGUGUGGCGGUGCUCACGCCAGCUGCUUGUAUUCAGACUCCUGCAGUGAACCCGUACAGCAGACGUGUCCCGCCCCCGUCAUCCACUCUAUUGAGCCACUCUCGGGCCUGCUGGAAGGCAGCACCAUGGUGACCAUCUCAGGCUCUAACUUAGGCCAGAAGGCUGAAGACAUCCUCCACUCUGUGUCAGUAGCCGGGGUUCCCUGCACUGUCAUCCCCAGCCUCUACGAGGUCUCCUCCAGGAUUGUGUGCAGGACCAAAGCCAGUGGAGGAGAGAAGGUGGACCAUGUGUCUGUUAAAGUGAGCGGGGGAGAGCUUGGCCUGUCCAGCCAGACAUUCAGCUACCAGGACCCAUUUGUGAUGGGAGUGUCUCCUGAGAGGGGGCCCAAAGCUGGAGGAACGUCUCUGAUGAUCACCGGCCGAAACCUGCUGACAGGACGUCCCUCUGACCUCACCAUCACUGUGGGAGGGGUUCCCUGUAACAUUGUGUCAGAGGUGCAGAGCUCCAGUGUUCAGUGUGUGACAGGCAGCAGUAAUAAGACAGGAGAUCACCGGGUCACCCUGCAUUACGGCAGCAGCCAGCGCCACCUCCACACCUCAGCAUACCACUACACCCACAACCCCAACAUCACCCACGCCACACCAGCAAAGAGCUUCCUGGAUGGUGGUCGGCUCAUCUACGUGUCAGGCCACAACCUGGAUGUGGUGCAGGAGCCCCGGAUGGUGGUGACCGUCUCUCCCUUCGAGUCAAUCAGCCAGAGUAAAAGGAGGAAGCGAAGGAGGAGGAAGAGAAGGAGUGGAGAGCAGGGGGAGGGCAGGGAGAAGACUUUGGGUAGGCCAGCGAGGAUGGUCCCUGACCCUGUCUGUCCUGGGGACCCACUCUGUUCUGUCAAACAGUUCACGGAGCGCUGUGAGGUGAACUCCUCUUCCCUGAUCCUGUGUCGCUCGCCUAUGGUGGACUCCUCUGUCUGGGGGUCAAAGGUCACUGUGGAGUUUCUGCUGGACAACCUGCGCUUUGACUUCAGCAGACUGAAUCCCCAGACCUUCAGCUAUGAACCCAACCCCGUCCUGCGGCCCCUGAACCAGCAGGACCCUCCGAAGGCCUACCGCUACAACCCUGGCAGCUUCAUCCAGCUGGAGGGGGAAAACCUGGACCUAGCCAUCACUAAGGACGAGGUGGUAGUGUUGGUCGGGGAGGGGGUGUGUGCUGUUAAGACCCUGACCAGAAACCAUCUGUACUGCGAGCCGCCACCUCAGCAGCCUGCACCGGUAGCCAACGGCAAGAAACGCGAGGGCUCCGAUAAUCUGCCUGAAUUCACCGUCCAAAUGGGAAACCUGAACUUCUCCCUGGGUAAGGUUCAGUAUGACAACCUCAGCCUGUCCACCUUCCCCCUGGAGGCUCAGAUUGGAGUCGGGGUCGGGGCAUCCAUAGUAGCCCUCAUCGUCCUCAUCAUCGUGCUCAUAUACAGGAGGAAGAGUAAGCAGGCCCUGAGAGACUACAAGAAGGUCCAGAUCCAACUGGAGAACCUGGAAACCAGUGUGAGAGACCGCUGCAAGAAAGAGUUCACAGACCUGAUGACGGAGAUGAUGGACAUGUCCAGCGACCUAGUGGGCUCCGGUAUCCCUUUCCUUGACUAUCGGAUGUACGCAGAGCGCAUUUUCUUCCCCGGCCACCGGGAGUCUCCGCUGAGGCGAGACCUGGACGUUCAGGAGUGUCGCCGGCAGACGGUGGAGCAGGGACUGGUGCAGCUGUCCAACCUUCUCAACAGUAAACUCUUCCUCACCAAGUUCAUUCACACUCUGGAGAGCCAGCGGACCUUCUCCCCCAGAGACAGAGCCUACGUGGCCUCCCUGCUGACAGUGGCGCUGCACGGGAAACUGGAGUAUUUCACCGACAUCCUCAAGACGCUCCUCAACGACCUGGUGGAGCAAUAUGUGGCCAAGAACCCCAAACUGAUGCUGCGACGAACAGAGACGGUGGUGGAGAAGCUGCUGACCAACUGGAUGUCCAUCUGCCUCUAUGCUUUCCUCAGGGACUCAGCGGGGGAGUCUCUCUACAUGCUGUUUAGGGCCAUAAAGCACCAGGUAGAUAAAGGACCGGUGGACGCUGUGACCGGCAAGGCCAAGUACACCCUCAAUGACAACCGCCUGCUGCGAGAGGACGUGGAGUACAAGACCCUGACUCUGAAUGUUUUGGUGCAGGGUGGAGGAGUGAACGAGACCCAGCCGCUGCCCUCCAAAGUGCUGGACUGUGAUACCAUCACACAGGUGAAAGAGAAGCUGCUGGAUCAGGUGUACAAGGGCACCUCCUUCUCCCACCGACCCCAUGCCGACUCAUUGGACCUGGAGUGGCGGUCUGGUGUCGCUGGUCAUCUCAUCCUGUCAGAUGAGGACUUGACGUCUGUGGUUCAGGGCAACUGGAAACGCCUCAACACACUGCAGCACUACAAGGUCCCAGACGGUGCUACAGUAGCGCUGGUUCCUCGCCACACCAAACACAUUCACCACGACAACCAUGACUACGUGGCAGGAGAGAAGACUCCAAUGCUGGAGGAUGCAGAUGAAGGUGGAGUGAGACUGUGGCAUCUGGUGAAAGCCAGCGAGGAGCCUGAGCUACCCAAACACCGCAGAGGCAGCCUGAGGGAGAGAGAGAGGGCCAAGGCCAUCCCAGAGAUAUACCUUACCCGCCUGCUGUCCAUGAAGGGGACGUUGCAGAAGUUUGUGGACGAUCUGUUCACAGUGAUCCUCAGUACCAGUCGUCCUGUCCCGUUGGCUGUCAAAUACUUCUUUGACCUGCUGGACGACCAGGCGGGACAACACGGCAUCUCUGACCCAGAGACGAUACACAUUUGGAAGACCAACAGUCUGCCUCUGCGUUUCUGGAUCAAUAUUGUGAAGAACCCUCAGUUUAUCUUUGACGUCCAGGCGUCAGACCACGUGGAUGCAGUGCUCUCUGUCAUCGCCCAGACCUUCAUGGACUCCUGUACCAUCGCAGAGCACAAGCUGGGGCGGGACUCUCCCAUCAACAAGCUGCUGUAUGCCAGAGACAUCCCACGCUACAAACAGAUGGUAGAAAGGUACUAUUCUGACAUCAGGCAGACCAUCUCAGCCAGUGACCAGGAGAUGAACUCUGCUCUGGCUGAACUGUCCAGGAACUACUCUGGAGAGCUGAACUACCUGGUCGCACUGCAUGAGCUGUACAAGUACAUCAACAAAUACUACGACCAGAUCAUCACAGCGCUGGAGGAGGACACCACGGCCCAGAAGAUGCAGCUCGGCUACAGACUGCAGCAGAUCGCGGCCGCGGUGGAGAAUAAAGUCACUGACUUGUGACAGAGGAAACACUCACCAGAGCCAUGGCGAACAGGGUGUGUAGGGAGUUGGAGGUGAAUUAAGAGACUUGCACCCUGCAGGUUGAACUGAAAAGCAGGAGAGCAACAGGCUGACAAAUGGCAAGAUAAUAUAAGCAUCCUUUCAGGAGGAGGGUCUGGAAACAAGGAGCUGCGUGUCUUUGAGAAACUGUGUUCCACACUAAGCAUCAGAAGAUUCAGGUUGGCAUUGAAGUUUGGUGUUGGAUAAGGAUGAUUGGUGACUUCAGUCUGGACGGUCUGAAGCCUUGAGCUCUCUGUAGAAGCAGGACAGCACAUGGACAUCAGACAAACCUGGACAAAGAACUGGGGUGUGUGAAAGACACCAGUCAGGCCUGCUGUCCCUCCGGUAACUUUAUGAAGAGACAUUUGAAGAAGAAUUGGAGUGUUUGAUCCCUCCAGAACAUGUGCUGGACCUCAAACUUUGUGGUCCUGCACAAAGCUCUUGUGUUAGAAAAACCAGCUGGUCCACAGUCACCUGAUCUGAUCUGAUCUGACCUAAACGAAGGGGAAUUUUAUGUCAGUGUUUUCCCUCGGGAGUGAAUUUCAUGAAGCGGUACCUCUUAUGCCUUGUGUGCUUGUCGCUGCUGUACGGUCAGAAGUGAUUUCUUUGUGAGUGUACAGUGAUUUGUGUAUGUGUGUGUGUGUACAGUUAUCCAUACUGCCCUGGUUGUCAAUCUACAUCUUGUAUUUUCAUAUUUCUGGUUUCUGGUACAAAGUAUUGAAGUAACUGGUAAUUGUAUUUUCAAUGUUAAAGUCAGCAGUAUUCAGAAAACGGUGAACUCAGCUUGAAAAUGUUUUUCUCUUAAACAGACACAACAUUGUUUAUAACCCGCUUUACUUAAAGCAAACUGCUGAGAGUUUAAUAAGUCACUGCCACUCUCUACCUCAGCCUGCUGUGCUGCAUCAAACACUCCUCCUUUCUGUGAUGUUGUUGACCCAACACCAACACUGUGUACAAUUCAGCCAGCUACACCUACCAGUACAGCAGCACAGAUCUGCCCUCAUGCACAUUUACAGUAACACCUGCUGGACUUUCUUAUUUGCAGCAGCAUACACACACACAUAGACACACACACAGAUACAGACAACCAUUGCAGACAUUUCUAGUUCAUUGUCAUACAUUAUAUCUUUCCUUUGUGUGAGAUUGGAAAUGCUCUUUGGAGCAUUUUAAGGUACUUAAAGCCCGACUGAGUCACAGUUUACUGUUUUUGUUUCUUGCUUUUAUACUUAUUCAUGUGGAUGUGUCUAUAGUGUACGAGUCACUGGAAAGAUGAUAGAGGAAAAACAAAACUCCUUCCAUAAAGAAACUCAUAUUAGUGAAGUUAGUGGGCACAGCAAUGUUUUAUUGUGUCAGUCUGUCAUAUUUCUAUUUUGUGCAUUUUUAACAUUCCUUUUAGCUUUUGAACGAUGUAAUAAAUCAUGCUUCACCGUGUUCUACUCCAAGCUGAGGUCGUGGUAUGUGUUGAAAUGUUUUGGUAGUGACAUCGUGGUUGGUAUACAGUUCUUGUAUUGAGCACAAGGUGCCACUGCUUCAGGUGCUGAAGGUCUGUACGGCAUUUUGUUUUGUCGAGUCGAUACCGGCUUUGUAUUGAUUAUACUACUAUUGGUUCAGUAGGUAUAGCUGAUCUUGUCACGCUGUUCUGAUUUCAGUUUGAGCACAAAGAUCUUAUAAUACAUGACCUAAUAUUUGCUUUUCUUAUUUAAAUGCCAAAUGACUGAGAUGGCUUCUGGGGGGUUGGUAGGGCUGGGUAUGGUUGGACAUUUGUUGAUGCCGGUCUUGUGUCAAUGCCUUUAAAUAAUGUUUCCUAUAGUACUGCCCUUUGUGGUUGGGGUUGUGACUUCAUUUCGGUUCAUAUUUGGGUUAUGGUUAGGCAACACAGAGAUACCUGGAGGGGACAAGGGGACACCCAAAAAAACCAAUGGUGUCAGUACCAAAAUAAUGAAGUUGUUCAAUACCUUUGCAGAAUAUGUACACAUUUUCUCAAAACUUCUCAAUAUCACAUUAUAUCUUUAGGAAGACAAGAAGACUGAGAAUCUGCCAACUUUGAUGCUGAAUUAUCUGUCAAUACUCAAGUCAGUGCUAUAGACACUGUUUAGUCUGCACUUAAGAAGUAAUAAUAUUUGAUAACCAGCGCUAGUCAUCAGUGACCAAAAAAAGAAGAGGACAGUCAAAAGGACAGGAGGUCUUUUCACUCAGCCCCCCCCCCCCCCCCCCCCCCCCCCCCCCCCAACCACCAGUCUUCAUUACUUACCACACACAAGCAACUAAUGACUCAUAUGAAUGGAUGGUCUAUUCUGUCAUACACUGUCAGAUGGGGAUGAAAGCUCAGUGAUGAUAAAGACAAGCCAUCUGAGGGAAAACUGUAACUGUUAUUAGGCUGUAUAAAUUUGGCAAUGUAGAGCAGGCUCUGCAAGGAGCAGUUUUAAAGAUGUUUCUUAUUUUGUGUUAAUAUCAUUGUACAUACUGAUUUAAAAUGUAACUGUAGUGAUUUAACCUGUUUAAUAAGAGAAGGUGUUACUUCUCACAGAUGCUGGUGUAAUAAAGUAUUCUUA